This is a messenger RNA of Danaus plexippus (monarch butterfly), 903 nucleotides long. RefSeq lists its product as uncharacterized. Bases 162 to 872 code for a protein of 236 amino acids. NCBI's taxonomy places the organism in Eukaryota, Metazoa, Arthropoda, Insecta, Lepidoptera, Nymphalidae. The record is from RefSeq and is a predicted model, not a curated record. The transcript has 6 exons.
CAGCAAAAAACUUAUAGAAACCACUUUAUUUGUUGCCAUGCCAUAUUGUAAAAUACUUGCCAGAGUAAUACUGGUACACGUAAAAUAAAAAUAAUAGGUUUAUAUAGCAAAGGUGACAGUAACAAAUUUUAGAAUAAUUUUUUUACAUAUCUUGAUAAAAAAUGGCUCACCCACAAUAUCCCCAAAGUAAUGUAUCGAAAUUUAGCGGAUACCAUCCCGAUAAGUAUGCCUUAGACGAGGUAUCACCAACAUUAAAAACUGACGAAAGUUUAACUCCCAACCGACCACCUUGCUUAACUCAGCGAACAAUCAGCAAGUUUCUGCAGCCAUUAACCAGAGAACUGGUCGAAGUACAGCCGAGACCUACUAUUGACGAACUACCUGAUGCAGUAAUCGAGAAUAUGGUGAAAAGGGACAAAGCAUUCUGGGUAGACAAACCUGGUGCCAAUGCUUACACUCUCCAUGACGCGUAUUAUAACUAUGGCAUGACUACUGAAAAAGUUCUUCCGCCUCAUCAAGAUGUUUUUCCCCGUUCAUACCAAUAUGACCUAGAUUGUGUUAAAUACCGACGUCACCAUGCCUGUGAUGGAUUAAAGGCAAAUGAAAGCGACGUGAAGCCUCUCGCAGCGCAUUGCAAUAUAUGCACCAGCGCCAAAGCAAGAACGGGUACCAAAAAUCAGGUUUUCGGUACAGAAUCGACACAAAAACGUUGGAGAUAUUAUCCAGAUGUAACGGCUACCUUAACACCUGAUGAAAUAAGGAAGAGGAUGGAUGAGUUGGGUCGACCAUUCAAAAAUGAAGCCUGUAGGUGGUACAAUAAACAUUAUCCGACACAAAAAUAUAAUUGCAUCAUGCGAAAAUUUUCUAAGUAAGUUCAAUGACAUCUGCUAAUAAAAAAUACAA